Messenger RNA from Histoplasma capsulatum G186AR, 1174 nucleotides. RefSeq names its product cell cycle regulator p21 protein. The record is from RefSeq and is a predicted model, not a curated record. Gene Ontology annotation, molecular function: protein-folding chaperone binding; Hsp90 protein binding. The coding region runs from base 102 to 713 and encodes 203 amino acids. Gene Ontology annotation, cellular component: nucleus; cytosol. Lineage: Eukaryota; Fungi; Ascomycota; Eurotiomycetes; Onygenales; Ajellomycetaceae. Gene Ontology annotation, biological process: chaperone-mediated protein complex assembly; protein folding. The transcript has 4 exons.
CAAUAUCAACCAAUCUUUCCAGCUUCAACUGCUAUUGUAUCUCCCUCCCGCGCUCUCCUCCUACUCUUCCAUUUCUCUUUCUUACGCACACAUCUCUCACAAUGGCUGCUACUCAGACCCCGGAAGUCCUCUGGGCCCAGCGCUCGUCAAGCACUGAUCCCGAGAAAAACCUUCUCUACGUCCACCUGGCCGUGCCCGAUGUCUCCCCCUCUUCCGCAAAGCUCUCCCUUACUGCAACCUCUAUUUCCUUCUCGGGUUACUCAGACACGAAGAAGGUCGACUACAAAGUGGACCUGGAGCUGUACGAUGAUAUCGACGUCGAUAACUCCAAAUCGCAUCACUCCCCUCGUGGUGUCGACCUCGUAUUAAGAAAGAAGGAAGCCAAGGACGAAUACUGGCCCCGCUUCUUGAAGGAAACCAAGAAGGUCCAUUUCCUUAAAACGGACUUCGAUAAAUGGGUUGAUGAGGAUGAACAAGACACAUUAGCAGAUGAUGACUACGGCAACUUGGGUGACAUGGGUGGAAUGGGCGACAUGGGUGGCAUUGACUUCUCGAAGCUGGGAGCCGGUAUGGGCGGGAUGGCUGGUAUGGACGCGAUGGCCGAUGAAGGUGGUGAUGAUGAAGGAUCGGAGGACGAUAUGCCUGCAUUGGAAGAGGACAUCAAGGACGGUGAUGCUAAAGAUACGAAGCCUAAGAUCGAGGAGGUGGCUUAAAAUGUAUUUCCUAUUUUCUCUUGUGGUUGUCGUUUUGUGUCCUUUCCAGCUAGCCAUGUAUUGCCUGGUUUCUAGUAACACGUGGACUGCCGGGCGGCCUUCAAAUUCCUCUUUUGUUCGGAUGCGUGUCCCUCACCGAUAAAUGUCGACAUAUCAUCACCUCCGACAGCAGUCAAUGAUCCACUGUCAACAUCUGUCAGUUCUAAUUCCAGGGCUGGAGGGAGUUCUUACGGUGUACGGUGCGUGUAUGGGAGGAGGAUUUGGGAGGUAGACUUUUCAUUUUUAUAUGUUCUUGUUUGGCCGCUCUUGCUCUCAGUCCCAGCCUCCUUCUCACCCCCAAGGUCUGCUGUAAGGGAUAUUAGCGCACAAGCAAUUCUUUAUUCUACGAAGUCAAGGAAACCAGGAGAAAAUGAAAACGAAACCCAUAUUUAUGAAUUAAUAUGACAAAUUAUUACACUUGC